AUGAGUUCGUAUGUCUCAGGCAAACUCGUUGUCUGUGGUCUGCUUUACCUGAUCUAUCUGUUAAUCAAGUACCGUGAUCGUGCCAUCGGUACUUCCAAAAGGAAAGAUCCCUCAUUCACCGAGUUACCUGGAUGGCCAUUGCUUGGCCAGUUACCCAACAUGCUCAAAAGUAGGAGUCGAAUUCUAGAAGCGAGUACCAUGACGAGCUUGAAAGUCGGGCCUGGCUUCAGUUUCACUAUUCCUGGCAACAGGGUGAUCGAUAUCAGCAAGCCAGAAUGGCUUGAAUAUGUCCAAAAGACCAAUGUCAAGAACUAUGCUAAGGGUCCUUUGCGAAAAGAUAUAAUGCUGGAUGUCUUGGGACGAGGGAUUUUCGUGGUGGAUGAUGCGCUUUGGAAAAGAGCUCGACACGCAACCGUUUCAAUCUUUACUCCCUCCACAUUCAAGACCAUCAUUUCGCCUUCUGUCAAUCAAAGCAUAGAUGGUCUUACUCAAGUCUUGUGCUCCGCUCAUAAAGAAAACCGUACGGUCGACAUUUGCGAUCUAUUCUUUCGGUUCACCUUGGACUCGUUUAUACGAAUGACAUUUGGCAAAGAUCUUGGUAUCCUUGGUGCCGAAUAUGGCAGUCACUCAGAAUCAUCAGCCCCUGAAUUUGCGAGGGCGUUUGAUGUUGCACAGGAUCAGUUGGACUUCAGAUUAGCGAUGGUGGUGGGAUGGGAGUUGAUUGAAAGGCUCAAUGUCAGGUCGAUGGGACAGAGGAUGAAAGAGUCAUGCCGUAUCCUGGACGAAUUUGUAUACUCCUUGAUUGAUGAACGAUUGGCGAACUUGUCUCACAAAUCUGAUUUUCAGGACCAAGAUCCGUCGCAUCCUGACUUGUUGAGUCUCUUCAUCACUACGCGUGACGAGCGUGGUGGCGGCUUGACACGAACUGAGCUCAGGGACACCGCCAUGAAUCUCAUCAUUGCCGGUCGCGAUACCACCGCACAAGCACUCUCCUGGGCCUUCUUCCAUCUAUUGAUGAAUAAGGAGCUGGUUUCUAAAAUUCGCAAAGAGACAAUCGAAGUUUUGGGGGGCGAUCAAGAAAGCGUAACAUACGAUAAUUAUAAACGAUUUGUUUGGCCUCAGGCAGUCUUACAUGAAACCCUCAGAUUGCAUCCCAGUGUGCCAAAGAAUGCAAUUGUUGCAUUGUCCGAUGAUAAGAUUCCUGGUGGACCUACCAUCGAGGCUGGCAAUCUGAUUCGAUGGAGUGAUUGGCAAAUGGGUCGAGAUCCUUCUGUAUGGGGCGCUGACUGUGGGGAGUUUAAGCCAGAGCGUUGGAUCGAUGAAGCAGGUAGCAUCAGACAGUUUGGACAAUUUAAGUUUCACGCUUUCAAUGGUGGACCGAGGGUCUGUUUAGGGAUCAACCUGGCGAUCUUUGAAGCUGUUAAAGUCAUGGUCGAAGUUCUGAGAGAUUUUGAAUUGGAAUUUGCCGAGGGUUGGCUAGAAAAUGUUCCAAAAAGCGUAACAAUAGACGGCUUGACCAGUCAAUAUCAAACUCCGAUGUACAAAUCAUCAAUAACCUUACCGAUGGAAAAUCCUAUGAUGAUUGCAGUCAAACGUCGUUAA
Molecule: messenger RNA, 1602 nt
Organism: Puccinia graminis f. sp. tritici CRL 75-36-700-3
Lineage: Eukaryota; Fungi; Basidiomycota; Pucciniomycetes; Pucciniales; Pucciniaceae
Exons: 14
Coding region: 1-1602 (533 amino acids)
Molecular function (GO): oxidoreductase activity, acting on paired donors, with incorporation or reduction of molecular oxygen; iron ion binding; monooxygenase activity
Source: RefSeq, a predicted model, not a curated record